AUGCUCCCCUCACGGCGCUCGGAGACAAAGAGGUCUCCCAAGGCGAGAUUGCAGCUGAAAAUCUCGGAGAUCAAGGCAAAUGAGAAUGAUUCAGACGAUGAUGACUUAAGGGGACGAGAUGGUAUAAAUACUGGUCUCGCUCGCAGGAGACAUGGUAGCCAUGACGGUAACAGGAGUGGGAGUAGGGAUCGCCUGGCUCGUAGGAGACACGGCGGUAAUGACUCCGGCAAUGACACAGACCGUGAUAGGGCUGUACUUGCUCGUAGAAGACAUGGCGGUAAGGACAUGUCGUUGGAUAUGUGGAGCAGAAGCAGGAACCGUCUGGCACGCAGGAGACACGGAGGCAACGACUCCGGUAACGAUACGGACCAUGACAGGGCCGUUCUCACUCGCAGACGCCACGGUGGGAAUGACUCCGGUAACGAUACGGACCAUGACAGGGCCGUUCUCACUCGCAGACGCCAUGGCGGCAACGACUCUGGUAACGACACGGACCAUGAUAGGGCUGUUCUUGCUCAAAGGCGACACGGCAGCAAUGACUCUGGUAAUGACACGGAUCACGACAGGGCUGUUCUUGUCCGCAGAAGACACGGCGGCAACGAUUCUGGCAAUGACACGGACCACGACAGGGCUGUUCUUGCCCGCAGAAGGCACGGUGGCAACGACUCUGGAAAUGACACCGACCGUGACAGGGCUGUUCUUAGCCGUAGGAGACAUGGCGGCAAUGACUCUGGUGGCGAAAGGAGUAGGAGCAGAAACCGCCUUGCUCGCAGGAGACACGGUGGCAACGACUCCGGUAAUGACACGGACCAUGACAGGGCUGUGCUUGCCCCCAGAAGACAUGGCGGUAAUGACUCGGGUAAUGAUACAGACCAUGACAGGAUCAGAGAGGUCGCUCGCCUUGCGCGCAGGAGACAUGGCGGUAACGAUUCUGGAGGCGAAAAGAGCAGGAGCAGGAACCGCCUGACGCGUAGGAGACACGGUGGCAACGACUCGGGACACGAUAGCGACCGCGAUGAGAGGAUAGUUCUUACUCGCAGGAGGCAUGGAGGCAACGACUCUGGCUCCGAGAGGAACAGGAGCCGUGAUCGUCUUACUCGCAGGAGGCACGGCGGCAACGACUCUGGCAAUGACAGGAGCAGGAGCAGGGACCGUCUUGCUCGCAGGGCUCCAAGGCACGGUCACGACAGUGGACAUGACAGCGACGGUAACGACUCUGACCGCAACCGCAACCGCAACCGCAACCGCGCUGUCCGUCGCAACAGUGCCUUACUGGAUUAG
Heterobasidion irregulare TC 32-1 is the source of this 1281-nucleotide messenger RNA. RefSeq lists its product as uncharacterized. NCBI's taxonomy places the organism in Eukaryota, Fungi, Basidiomycota, Agaricomycetes, Russulales, Bondarzewiaceae. The coding region runs from base 1 to 1281 and encodes 426 amino acids. The transcript is spliced from 20 exons. The record is from RefSeq and is a predicted model, not a curated record.